Messenger RNA from Aethina tumida (small hive beetle), 1866 nucleotides. RefSeq names its product myogenesis-regulating glycosidase. The coding region runs from base 86 to 1849 and encodes 587 amino acids. The transcript is spliced from 10 exons. The record is from RefSeq and is a predicted model, not a curated record. Gene Ontology annotation, molecular function: hydrolase activity, hydrolyzing O-glycosyl compounds. Lineage: Eukaryota; Metazoa; Arthropoda; Insecta; Coleoptera; Nitidulidae. Gene Ontology annotation, biological process: carbohydrate metabolic process.
UUUGUUUGUGCUAGUUUUAAUUAGCAUCUUCAUUUAUCCAUCAAACGGGGAAGUUUUCGUUAAAUUGUCUCCAGCUAAUGAUGGCAUGAAUAUGGUGGUCUCAAGAGAUCAGGCAGCAACUCAGGUGGUACUAACAGGAACGGUAGGAAAGGGAAGAAGGUUCACGAACGGUAUUCCAGACGACGCCACAGUGGAAGUAACCAAAUAUGGAGACACCGUUCAAAUUAUCUGGCAAACUAACGACACAGACUUAGAAUUUCGUGACUGUUUCGACUUGAACAAAAACGACUCGAGCUGGUUCGGAGGACCAGAACGUUUUAACCAAGUUUGGCCAUUGGAUCAAAUGCAAAUUAAAGCUUCAGAUAGAGCUUACGUUACGUCCCAUCUGGAUAACUUUGCAGUGCUUGAAGCCUACUGGUUAAAUUCUAAGGGUGCUUUCAUUUAUGUGGACGAAAGAACGCCUUUGUACGUGGACCAGAAUAAUUUGCAGGAGGACUCGGUGUGUUUCAUAGCUAAUGCUCAGGGGGUGUUUGCUGGAAGAAACAGAGUACUUUUAAACUACACAAUUGGACUUAAGGACGAUCCCAAAGAAGCACAUCUGUUUGCUAUCAAUAAUAUUUUGGGCAAACCUAAAGGUCAUCCGGCAGAGAAAAUGAUAAGUGAGCCAAUUUGGACCACCUGGGCUAAAUACAAAAAGGACAUCAACGACGAAACAGUUUUGCAGUUUUCAAAUGACAUUAUAGAACAUAGUUAUACAGGACAAUUAGAAAUUGAUGAUAAUUGGGAGGUAUGUUAUGGUGAUCAACAAUUUAGCAGCAACAGCUUCCCAAAUAUUACCCAAACAGUAAAAGAUUUACAUGAGAAGAACUUCAGAGUUACACUAUGGAUCCAUCCAUUCGUAGAUGAUGGUUGUAAUCCAGUUUCAGAAACUGGAAUUAAAAAAGGUUACUUCGUAAAAAAUUCUAAAGGAGAGACGCAUGCUUCUUGGUGGGACAACGACAAUUCUAAUCAAAUUGAUUUUACUCAAGAGGAAGCUCGAAAAUGGUUUAGUGAUAGACUUAACAAGAUUAAACAGUUGCACGGCAUCGAUAGCUUCAAAUUUGAUGCUGGAGAAACAGAUUACGUCGAUGAACCAAAAGUUGAAAAUCAGGACAUAGAACGGAUGCCCAAUCUUCUUACAAAUAACUAUGUUAGAACUGUUGCUCAAUUCGGAGAUCUCAUUGAAGUGCGUUCAGCAUGGAAAACCCAAGACUUGCCAAUAUUCAUCAGAAUGCUGGACAAGGAUUCCAGAUGGGGUUUUGACAACGGUCUUAAAUCGUUAAUUACAACUUUAUUGCAAAUGAAUAUGAUUGGAUACCCAAUGGUUUUGCCGGAUAUGAUUGGAGGAAAUGGCUACAUCGAAAAACCAACCGCUGAAUUGCUAGUCCGUUGGUCACAAGCGAAUGUCUUCAUGCCUGCCAUGCAAUUUAGUUAUCUUCCUUGGGAGUUAAGUAGUGAUGAAUUUGACGUGGAGAAAAUCAUUAAGAGUACCGUGGAUCUUCACAGUGAAUAUAGCAAGCACAUAAUUGAAGCUAUGGAAGCUACAAUCGAGAAUGGUACUCCAGUUAAUCCUCCAAUUUGGUGGGUGGAUCCUUUAAAUGUAGACGCACACAGAGUUAACGAUGAGUUUUUGCUGGGCGAGAAAAUAUUGGUGGCGCCAGUUGUAGAAGAAGGUGCAGUUUCUAGAAACAUUUAUUUGCCUGCUGGGUCAUGGAAGGAUGGAAACACUGGAGAAAUUUUCAUUGGACCUAUUAAUGUUGAGAAUUAUAGAGCACCCAUUGAUGUUUUGCCUUAUUUUAUUAAACAAUAAAUGAUUAUUGAAAUAUA